Messenger RNA from Schistocerca americana (American grasshopper), 741 nucleotides. Its product is annotated as homeobox protein B-H1-like. NCBI's taxonomy places the organism in Eukaryota, Metazoa, Arthropoda, Insecta, Orthoptera, Acrididae. Gene Ontology annotation, cellular component: nucleus. Gene Ontology annotation, biological process: regulation of transcription by RNA polymerase II; animal organ development. The transcript is spliced from 4 exons. Bases 1 to 741 code for a protein of 246 amino acids. Gene Ontology annotation, molecular function: RNA polymerase II cis-regulatory region sequence-specific DNA binding; DNA-binding transcription factor activity, RNA polymerase II-specific. The record is from RefSeq and is a predicted model, not a curated record.
AUGAGCACGUCGGACGUGGAGGAGGAUCGCGAGAUCAACGUAGACACGGACAGCCGGUGCAGCGGCGACGACGACAGCUACCGCAGCAGCGACGGCUCCGCCGCCGCCGCCGCCUUCGCCUCCCACGUCGUCAAGGAGCGCCUCACAGCGACGUUCCCGAUCACGAGGCGGAUCGGCCACCCGUACCAGAACCGGACGCCGCCCAAGCGCAAGAAGCCGCGCACUUCGUUCACGCGGCUGCAAAUCGCCGAGCUGGAGAAGCGCUUCCACAAGCAGAAGUACCUGGCGUCCGCCGAGCGCGCCGCGCUCGCCAAGACGCUCAAGAUGACGGACGCGCAGGUCAAGACCUGGUUCCAGAACCGCAGGACCAAGUGGAGGCGGCAGACGGCGGAGGAGCGCGAGGCGGAGCGGCAGGCGGCCAACCGGCUGAUGAUGUCGCUGCAGGCCGAGGCGCUCAGCAAGGGCAUGUACCCGCCCCCACACCCGCCGCCACCCCCGCCGCCGCACCCGGGGGCGGACGCGCCCGGCGCGCUGGCGGCCGCCGCCGCGGCUGCCGCAGCCGCCUCCGUGUCCGCGGCGGGACAGCCGCCGCAGCCGCCCCCGCACCUGGCUGUCUCCACGGCGGGCGGCGCCGCCUCCACGACGGCGCUGAGCGCGCUGCAGAACCUGCAGCCCUGGGCCGGCGCAGACUACGGCGUGCACCCGCCUCCGCCGCCCCCGCUCGCCUCACCCAUCUGCUAG